Botrytis deweyae is the source of this 2889-nucleotide messenger RNA. RefSeq lists its product as uncharacterized. The coding region runs from base 877 to 2889 and encodes 670 amino acids. The record is from RefSeq and is a predicted model, not a curated record. Lineage: Eukaryota; Fungi; Ascomycota; Leotiomycetes; Helotiales; Sclerotiniaceae. Gene Ontology annotation, biological process: positive regulation of transcription by RNA polymerase II. The transcript has 3 exons. Gene Ontology annotation, molecular function: DNA-binding transcription factor activity, RNA polymerase II-specific; protein dimerization activity; RNA polymerase II cis-regulatory region sequence-specific DNA binding.
CCUUUCAUCAUUUAUUAUAUCACGAUCCAAAAAUAUCUAUAUUUAGUAUCUCAUCGCGAUACACUUUAUCAGUCCUAUCACUAUCUAUCAGUUGUUGUACUUCAAAAGGAUUCUCGAGAAAAAAUUAAAGAGUAACCUCUUCUAACCUCUUCUAACCUCAUCUCCAUACUUUGACUUGGGAUUUUCUUUGCAGACGGUUUCCCCAGACCUAUAUCAUUGAUCCAACUCCUCCUCUCUUCAAGAAGUUAUCUUUCACGCACAUCAAGCUUGUCCAGUUUUUUUGUUUAAAAAGGUGUCUUUUCUUCACGGCCUGUAUCACUAUUUGCGUGCGGGUGUUUCGAGUUUUCUUCGCGCUUCUUCAAUUGCCUGGAGCAAAAGCAAAAAAAAGUUACAAUCAAAUCAGAUCAAAUCAGAUCGAAUCACAUCCACUUGUUAACGCACCUUUUUUCUCGUCACAUACAUACGUCUGUCUGUCUUGUCAAAGGGACAGACUCGGUCGCAACCUUAUUGACGACCCCCUUCAUCAGCUCGACAUCUACUUUUCUGUCACUGUUUUAUAUAUCGACAUUUAACGACCACGGCCAAAGUACAUCUAAACUCUUAUCCCACGUCAGACAUAUUGCUCCGCCGCUAUUCAUACAAUCGAUUACUGUAUUCAUUUGUGUUGCUCUAUUUCGCCGCUAUUGUAUUCAAAAAAUUCACAUUAAAUUUCGGUUCCUUUGUCCCCUCAAUAUCAUUCAUUGAUGACCACGAUCCUACGCGACUCUUACAAUCAGCGAGUUUUACUUCGAAUAGUUCAUCUCAAUUACACGUCUGAAGCUGGACCAAUUCACGCAAUCGAAUUUCAUACCAGAAGAACGGCGCGCCUCUGCCGCAAUGGGGAGAAGAAAGAUUGAGAUCAAGGCUAUCAAGGAUGAUAGGAAUCGUUCAGUGACCUUUUUGAAGCGCAAAGGAGGCUUGUUCAAGAAGGCGCAUGAGCUUUCCGUUCUCUGUAACGUCGAUGUCGCGGUUAUAAUAUUUGGCAGCAAUAAGAAAUUAUACGAAUAUUCUAGUGGUGAUAUUGGAGAGUUUAUGACAAGAUAUCAAUACUAUGGAGGAGCCAACGAACACAAAGGACCUGCCGACUAUUCAGGCAAAGGAAAGGGGAUGGAUGAUGACGACGAUGACGAUGAUGGAUCUCCCCCUUCCCAUCAUGGAUCAGUUGAACCAAUGAUGCCCCCUCAAUUUCAACACCAACCUUAUCAACACAUACGCCACCAUACUCCAUCUGCCUCGCCUCCAAUUCCAAAUGGUGUCUUUCCACAUCUUCAACAGCAGCAACGACAACAUACGCCACAACCUGGAAUGGGAUCCCGUCCAUCAUCUAGAAAUGCCCCACGAAGACAAAGCUCCCUCGUACCGCAUCCUCAUGGCCCUCCUACCAACGGACAAUUUGUUUAUGCGCCAAAUCCAUCACCUUACAACCCUCAAAUGACACCUGGUCUGCCACCACACGCGCAUGGGCUUCCGCAGCACAUACAAGGCCCCCCGCAAGGAAUUCCUCAUCCACAUCAAAGUCCUGGACCACAAUACACACACUUUGCACCGCAGCAGCAUCCACACCACCUCUCUCAACACCCUCAACACCCUCAACAGCAUAUGCAACAGCAUCCACAGCAUCCUCAGCAACAUCCUCAGCAACAUCCUCAGCAACGUCCUCAGCAACAUCCUCAGCAACAUCCUCAGCAACAUCCUCAGCAACAUCCUCAGCAACAUCCCCAGCAACAUCCCCAGCAGCAUCCUCAGCAACUGCCUCAACAUCCUCACCCACAGCAAGUACAGCAGCUAUACGUGGAGGAGCAAAGAAAAUCUUCUGUACCGCCACCAUUCCCACCACAGGAAAGGCCUGCAUCCUCACGUGCAACUACUUCUCCUCCACAACCGCCGCAACAGCAAAUGCCACAACCUCCACCACAAUCGCAGCCGCCUCAGCCAUCGCCAGAACAGCAGCAAACACAACCACAAUCACAGAUGCCAGACCCGGUCAAGCGUUUAUCCGUAAAAUCUAGAAGUAUUUUCACGCCAAUUGAUGAGAGCCGAUCGAUCCUGUCCCAGCACUGGGCAAGCUCAACCUCCAAUACUGACACCGUGAAGGAAGAACCCAGUGAUCGAUCUCAAUCCGUAGAUGUUACAGUGAAUCGUAUAAAGCCACCUUCGCCACCUCAGAGAUCACAAACGCAUAACAAAAAUCGCAACAUAUCCAUGUCAUCCUUACCAGAUGGGUUCACACCACCAUCUCGCACGAACAGUGCUCAGUUGAGUGUUGGUGGUGGUAAAAGGCCUGUGUUGAAAGUGCAGAUUCCGGAAGAGGCAUCGGAUAACGGUGGAUCUGCCACUGCGGAAGAUCUCUCAUCCCCAAGAUCUGCGAGUGCCGCUAAUCCUCAGGCGCGUCGCAAUGGCGGUGAUCAUGGCGGAAUGGUACUACCACCACCUUCGCCUUCCGCCUCGGCUCUAUUGUCAGCCGGCGCAUCUGGGCCACCUAAUCCUUUUGCGCGACCGCAUCCUGUUACACAACCUUCUCAAGGAUCCAAUGCAAGUGGGAAUAACAAUAACUCGAACAACAAUAUAAUAGAAAACGUAACACCGGUCUCAGCUCUUCCAUCGCGAUUCAUGAACAACGAAUUCCUCCCUAGUCCUUCGUCAUUUUUUGGAAAUCCUAGUUGGGAUUACGGUAGAGGUGGUGACUCAAACACAUUACCAAGUCCUCUAAAUUUUGCAACUCCUGUUGUGGGCACAGGUCCAAGUUUUCUAAGAGAAGAUAAUGGUGAAAGGGGCGGUAAACGAAAGACCCCUGAUCAAGAUGAACAUCUAGAAAGCGGAGAUCAAAAAAGAGCGAAGCAUGAAGGAUAA